AUGCACAUCACAUCGCAAUCGCUGCGAACCAUUGCCUGGUCCACCCUCGCUCUCUCCCCAGCAUACGCCCAGUAUGUCAUAGACAACCUAAGCUUUGGCCAGAAAGCAGGUGUUUACAUAUCGCCCGAUCUUCGUUCCGUUCCCCACUUUGUCAUUCAGGGCGCAGACGACUAUGUGCCGCAGGUACUCUCCGACAGAGUUAUCCUUACACCCCCUUACCCAGGAGGCAAGCGCGGUUCAAUAUGGGCUCAGGACCCGCUACACCACAAAGGCGAUUGGACAGCUGAGUUGGACUUUAGAGCGACUGGUAUGGAGCGUGGAGGUGGUAAUCUCCAGAUGUGGUAUGUGAGGGACUCACAAGCGCAUGAGACGCCAGCGAGCGUGUUCACCGCGCCCAAGUUCGAUGGUCUAGUACUGCUCGUAGACCAGUACGAAGGGCACGGAGGCUCUGUCCGCGGUUUCUUGAAUGAUGGAACCAAGGACAUUAGGUCUCACCCUGAUCCAGACACGCUGGCCUUUGGUAAAUGCGACUACGCAUACAGGAACCGUGGAGAACUUACCCCCAUCAAGCUGCAUCACGCAGAGGGCUUCCUCGAGGUCAUUGUAGACGGGCAGACAUGCUUCAAGACCGAUAAGGUUGCACUUCCUGAAGGCUACUACUUCGGUGUAAGCGCCUCCUCCGCCGAGAACCCCGACUCUUUCGAAGUUCACAAGUUUAUCGUGUCUACUACCAACUCCUACGCGCGCGAAGAGCCCAACUUGAAGAAGAAGGACUACAUCAACUCCCAGCAAAACCACCAGCAGCAGCAGGAUCGUGCUGUCCAACAAGGUCACGAGCAGCAGACGCACAAGCAGAACCAAGCACAACAAAACUACGGCUCCUCCACCUCGCAGAACGACAUCCCAAAGAUGCUCGAAGACGUCCUGGCAGGCAACAUCCGCUCGCAGCAAGACCAGUUUGCCGACCUCCACAACCGUAUCCAGAUCAUCAACAACCGCGUCUUCGAAAUCGCUGAGACGGUCGAGAGAAUCCAAAAGCAGAACGACGAGCGCUGGAACGAGCUCAUGCACCGCAUCGUACCCAUCGACGACCGCGGCGCUGCCACGAUUCGCAACGUAGAAAAGGUCGAGCGAACAACCAUGCAGAUACUGCGAGACUUGGAGAACAAGGACUUCAAGGACUUCAUGAGCCAGAUCCAUCUCGCGCUGGACAGGAACCACGGCAAUGUCAUGCAGAGCUUACCCGGCAUGAUGGGUGACGUUGUCACAAAGAGUGGACCCAGCAUGACUACAUUCUUUUUCAUUGCGGUCGCUGUUCAAAUUAUGAUUGUGGGUGCUUAUAUUGUGUACAAGAAGAGGCGUGGUGGUGCUCCCAAGAAGUAUUUGUAA
This is a messenger RNA of Alternaria arborescens, 1389 nucleotides long. RefSeq lists its product as hypothetical. The record is from RefSeq and is a predicted model, not a curated record. Gene Ontology annotation, cellular component: COPII-coated ER to Golgi transport vesicle; endoplasmic reticulum membrane; Golgi membrane. The transcript is spliced from 3 exons. Bases 1 to 1389 code for a protein of 462 amino acids. Gene Ontology annotation, biological process: endoplasmic reticulum to Golgi vesicle-mediated transport; endoplasmic reticulum organization; Golgi organization. NCBI's taxonomy places the organism in Eukaryota, Fungi, Ascomycota, Dothideomycetes, Pleosporales, Pleosporaceae. Gene Ontology annotation, molecular function: D-mannose binding.